Calypte anna (Anna's hummingbird) is the source of this 3280-nucleotide messenger RNA. RefSeq names its product exostosin like glycosyltransferase 1 (gene EXTL1). Gene Ontology annotation, cellular component: membrane. Gene Ontology annotation, molecular function: glycosyltransferase activity. The record is from RefSeq and is a predicted model, not a curated record. NCBI's taxonomy places the organism in Eukaryota, Metazoa, Chordata, Aves, Apodiformes, Trochilidae.
GGGACAGCCAGCCCCGAGGGGAACGGACAGACAGGGGGCAAACAGCCCCAGGGCGGGAACGGACAGACGGACCGAGGACAGCCAGCCCCAGUGGGGACACGACACGGGACACCCAGCCUCGAGGGGACACAGGGGACAGCUAGACGGGGAGACAGGCGACCACGAGGGGCGCGGGCAGCUGGGGGCUUGCACAGGAGGUCAGGGGUGACACGGGGACAAACAGCCUAAGGCAGGGUCAGACGGACAAGGUGACAAGGUGGGGGAACACCUCCGUCCCCAUCCCCAGACACGCGCAUCCCCGGGACAGGCGAACGGAGGGGGAGACCCCCGGGAGGCAGCUCCUGAGGGAGGGCAGAGCCCGACCCGGCGGCUCCUCCUCCGGCACCGUCCCCGGCCGGGGAUGCAGCACGGAGGCGGCGGGAGCCACGUGUCGAGCCUUCGGGCACGGCGUCCCGAAACCCACCCGGAGCUGCGUAUUCCCAAAGGGAUUUGAAGCCGGGCCAAGUGGCGAUGGAAAUGUCAUUGUCACAGCACGGGGACCCAGCGGAGUAGACGCUGAGGCAGAGGGAAGGGAGUGGGACGCUGCUGCCAGAGAGCUCUGCCGAGUGGGAAGACCCCCAAAAGCCAGCACAGCCCUGGGUGGAGGGGACAGUGGGAGGACUGUGGGGCUCAUCCACGCUCCCACGGGCCGUAAAGGGUAAUCCUUGGGGGUCAGGAGCCAUCGUCCCACCUCCCGCUUCAGGUCUGGGACAUCAGCCUUUCAACCGGACGGACUCUGACACCCGUCUGAGCCCGAUGAGGAGCCGGGGCCGUGCAUGAACCUAUGCAGACCAGGAAGAAAUACAUUUUCCUGACUUUCCUUGCCUCUUGGCUCCUGCUUUUCUUCUUUGGAGGGGACCAGCUGCGCCGUUUCGCUUUCUUUCCCGGGAGGAAAGCCGAAGCCCAGAGGAAUUGGCCCCGCUGGACGGAUCGGUCCCUCCUCAAAAGCUUUGCAGACCCCGAGGAGCUGCGUGAUGGGGACCCCUCGUUGCCAAUCGCCCGGGAGCGGCGGGCAGCAAGGCUGAGUGUCUAUAAGAACAGCAGGUGCCGGAUGGAAACCUGCUUCGACCUCUCCAGGUGUGAGAGAAAUGGCUUCAAAGUCUUCACCUACCCCCGGGAGCGGGACCAGCCCCUCUCGGAGAGUUACAGCAAAAUCCUCAGCUCCGUGGAACGCUCUCGUUACUACACCCCCAAGCCUGAGGAAGCUUGCCUCUUCAUCCUCAGCAUUGACACUCUGGACCGGGACCAUCUCUCGGGUCAGUACGUCCGUAACGUCGAUGAGAAAAUCCGCAGUUUCCCACUCUGGAAUGGUGGUAGGAACCACCUCAUCUUCAACCUCUACUCGGGGACCUGGCAUUACACCGAGGACCUGGGUUUUGACAUUGGCCAAGCCAUCCUGGCCAAAGCCAGCUUCUACACAGAGAACUUCAGGCCUGGUUUUGAAAUCUCCAUUCCUCUCUUCUCCAAGGACCACCCGCAGCGUGGCGGGAGAAGGGGUGGUUGUACCAGGACUCAAUCCCCCCCAAAAAGAAUAUUUAUUGGUGUUCAAUGGGGAAGAGGUUACCUGACCGGCAUCGGCUCCGGCACCAGGAACGCCCUGCACCACAUCCACAACGGGAAGGACAUCAUCUCCCUCACCACUGCAAAGCAUGGCAAGGACUGGGAGAAGCACAAGGACACACGCUGUGACAAGGACAACGUCGACUAUGAAAAGUUCGACUACCAGGAGCUGCUGCACAACUCCACCUUCUGCAUCGUGCCCCGAGGCCGGCGUUUGGGCUCCUUUCGCUUCCUGGAGGCCCUGCAGGCUGCCUGCAUCCCGGUGCUGCUGAGCGAUGGGUGGGAGCUGCCCUUUGCCGAGGCCAUCGACUGGGGCAAAGCUGCCGUGGUGGGCAGUGAGAAGCUGCUGCUGCAGAUCCCCUCGGCUGUUCGCUGCAUCCACCCAGAGCGUGUGCUGGCGUUCCAGCAGCAGACCCAGUUCCUGUGGGACGCCUACUUCUCCUCUGUCGAUAAAAUCGUCCAUACGACGCUGGAAAUCAUCAAGGACCGGCUGCUCCCGCACCGCUCCCGCUCCCGCUUCCUCUGGAACUCGCUGCCCGGGGGGCUCCUGGCCCUGCCCGACUUCUCCACCCACCCAGGGGACUUUCCCUUCUACUACCUGCAGCACGGCUCCAGCCCCUCUGAGAAGUUCACAGCUUUCAUCCGGGCCGUCUCACCGGUGGGAUCCCCUUCCCAGCCCAUUCUCAGGCUCAUCCAGGCUGUCUCUGCAUCCCAGUACUGCGCCCAGGUCCUGGUGCUGUGGGACUGUGAGAAGCCACCACCACCCAGCGGGAGAUGGCCCCAAACCCCCGUGCCUCUGACCAUCAUCCAGGGCAGUGGGAAGCUCAGCGACCGCUUCUUCCCCUACGCUGCCAUCCAGACGGACGCCGUGCUGAGCCUGGAUGAGCACAGCAGCCUCUCCACCAGUGAGGUGGAUUUUGCUUUCAUGGUGUGGCGCAGCUUCCCUGAGCGCAUCGUGGGCUUCCCCUCGUGCAGCCACUUCUGGGACCCUGAGCAGAGGUGCUGGGGUUACACCUCCCAAUGGACCAACGAGUUCUCCAUCAUCCUCACCACGGCCGCCUUCUAUCACAGGUAUUAUCACAGCCUCUUCACCCAGUACCUGCCGGCGGGGCUGCGGGAGCUGGUGGGUGGCCUUGCUGCCUGUGAGGACAUCCUGAUGAACGUCCUGGUGGCUGCUGUCACCAAGCUGCCACCCAUCAAAGUCACCCAACGCAAGCAGCACAAGGAGAGCGUGUCCCAGCAGCGACAGGAUUGCCUCAACCAGCUGGUGGACUGGUUUGGUUACAUGCCCCUCGUCUCCUCCCAACUCCGCCUGGACCCCGUCCUCUUCAAGGACCAGGUCUCCGUCCUGCGCAAGAAAUACCCACGCUUGGAAAAGCCCUGAGGGCUGCUGGGGAGCCGGGUCGGGGACAGCCCCGGGGGCUCCGCUCACCGUGCACGGAGCCCUCCCGGGAGCAGGCAGUCGGCUGAUGGGGUUUUACUCCUUGCCACGUUUUACUCCUUGCCACGUUUUACUCCUUGUCAGGUUUUACUUGCUGUCGGGUUUUACUCGCUGUCGGGUUUCACUCAUUAUCAGGUUUUACUCCUUGUCAGGUUUUACCCCUUGUCGAGUUUUACUCGCUGUCGGGUUUUACUUAUUGCCGGGUUCUAUCAGUGCAAUAAAGAUGUGUGGAGAGGCAGA